AGAAGAAUGGAAACAGGGGCAGCGAAGGAAAGAAGACGUGCUCUCCUCGCUCAAUCCUUCCUCCCCGCAGCCUGGGAAUUUGCUUCGGGGUGAGGCUCUAGCUCAGGGGCUGGAGGUCAUCCCUGACCUUGAGCUCGCUCCCCCGCUCUCCGUGUGAAACUUAUCAGUGAGUCUCGCCACUCGCAGACGAGAGAAGGGGGUGGGGGGGUGGGGGAAGUAGGCUGCCGUGACGGGACGGGACGGGACUGGAGACGCUCUCCCCGCGGCCGCCGCUGAGGGUUUCUUGUCCCCGUUAUUUCUGUUCCAUGGGAUGGACCCCGCACACACGUUGUGUCUGACCUGAUGCGGACUGAAGGGUGUUUAAUAUGAACUCCUCUUCUCUCUUUGGAAUCUGGCUUUCUGUUCCUCUGAUCUUAUCCUGGGUAACCCCACAAGUCAGCUCUUCAUGGUGGUACAUGAGAGCUGUGGGCUCCUCAAGGGUCAUGUGUGACAACGUGCCAGGCUUGGUCAGCCGCCAGCGUCAGCUGUGCCACCGGCACCCAGAGGUGAUGCGCUCCAUCGGCCUGGGUGUGGCGGAGUGGACCGCGGAGUGUCAGCACCAGUUUCGCCAGCACCGCUGGAACUGCCACACCCUGGACAGGGACCACAAUCUCUUCGGCAAAGUUCUGCUCCGAAGUAGUCGAGAAGCCGCCUUCGUGUACGCCAUCUCCUCCGCCGGCGUCGUGUUUGCCAUCACCAGAGCCUGUAGCCAGGGAGAACUAAAAUCUUGCUCCUGCGACCCAAAGAAGAAAGGAACUUCCAAAGACAGCAAAGGCACUUUUGAUUGGGGCGGAUGCAGCGAUAACAUUGACUAUGGCAUCAAAUUUGCCCGAGCGUUUGUGGAUGCCAAGGAAAGGAAAGGAAAAGAUGCCCGAGCACUGAUGAACCUUCACAACAACAGAGCUGGGAGGAAGGCUGUAAAGCGGUUCUUGAAACAAGAGUGCAAAUGCCAUGGGGUGAGUGGAUCCUGCACCCUGAGGACCUGUUGGCUGGCCAUGGCUGACUUUAGAAAGACGGGAGAUUAUCUCUGGAAGAAGUACAAUGGGGCCAUCCAAGUGGUCAUGAAUCAAGAUGGCACUGGUUUCACUGUGGCUAACAAGAGAUUUAAGAAGCCAACCAAAAAUGACCUGGUCUAUUUUGAGAAUUCUCCAGACUAUUGUAUCAGAGACCGAGAUGCAGGUUCCCUGGGUACUGCAGGUCGGGUGUGCAACCUGACCUCCCGUGGCAUGGACAGCUGUGAAGUCAUGUGCUGCGGAAGGGGCUAUGACACUUCCCGGGUCACCCGAAUGACCAAAUGCGAGUGUAAGUUCCAUUGGUGCUGUGCUGUGCGCUGUCAGGACUGUUUGGAAGUAGUGGACGUGCACACGUGCAAAGCCCCCAAGAGUCCUGAUUGGGUGGCACCCACAUGACCCACGCAUCAACCAGCUGCCUUUUCACCCCUGGGACUCAAUCUGAUCUACAGAGACACUGGACUUUGGGAUUACCCUCCAGGGGAGCAUAUUUCUUAAAGUGUAUGGCAGGCACUUUGACUCACCAGAAGCCACCUCUCCCUUCCUGGGUGCCUCCAGGACUGUUUAGUGCAUAUAAGUUAUAUCCUAUUCUAUUUACAUUACUGGGUUGUAACACUUCCCCAUGACAUAACUAUGGAAUACCAUGAGGUCUUCUGUACUAUUGGGAGGUUUGGGGGGGAGUUUGUGGGGAGGUGGGAGAAAAGAGAUAGAGCUUGUCUUGACUCCACCCAAAUUCCCCCCCAAAAGUUGAACCAGGAGAAAGAAGUUCAAAAUGAUGUUUCUCUUUCAACUGAACUGGACACUCACAGCGAAGUGAUCUCAUGAGAAUUUCAUACAACUUCCACUAAAUUAUCUCAUAGUUCUUAGAAGGACCAUGACAAGCCUUUUUCUUUGUUGUUUUUGGUCUGAUCAAGAGAUUUUAAGAGACGCCAGCAUCAUCUGGUAAUUGGUCACUUACGUGGUUUAAAUACACCAUAAAUUUGAAAUGUAUGUUUUUCCAAGGUCAUUUGAAUUCAGCAUUAAUACCCAGUGUAAUAAGACGGGAAAAUGCUCAUGCUGAGCAAUAUUUUAAUUCUCUGCUAUAGCAUAUUUUAGGUGGGAAAGUGAAUGUUUUAUCUUCGAUAGAAAGGAAUGAAAAACCCAUUUGAAGAGGGAUGUCCUUGUUUCCCAAUAAACAUAUACAUAAGACCUGAAAACAAUUAAGAGCAAUGUUUCCUGCUUCUAAGGUAAGAUAAUUACAGAAGAUAAGAAUGUCAUGAUUGAGCAUCCAAUAAUGCCUCUGUACAGAUGAGCCAGAAAAGUGGGAAUUGAAUUCCCAUUUGGU
Molecule: messenger RNA, 2373 nt
Organism: Monodelphis domestica (gray short-tailed opossum)
Lineage: Eukaryota; Metazoa; Chordata; Mammalia; Didelphimorphia; Didelphidae
Gene: WNT2
Product: Wnt family member 2
Biological process (GO): canonical Wnt signaling pathway; neuron differentiation; cell fate commitment
Cellular component (GO): extracellular region
Molecular function (GO): cytokine activity; frizzled binding
Source: RefSeq, marked provisional